AUGAGUGAACUCCACUUUUUGACCCCUGCGGGGUCCUCGGAACUCCAGGUAAACAGAAGCUCUCAGUGCUCCCUAGAGGAGGUUCCUGCAGCUGCUUCUAAGCCUCGACACAGCCUGGGCAUUCUCCAUGCCUCCUACAGUGUCAGCCAGCGCGUGGGGCCCUGGUGGGACAUCGCGUCUCGUCGACAGAAGUGGACCAGGCAGAUCCUCAAGGAUGUCUCCUUGUACGUCGAGAGUGGGCAGAUCAUGUGCAUCUUGGGGAGCUCAGGCUCGGGGAAAACCACCUUGCUGGACGCCAUGUCCGGGAGGCUGCGGCGCACGGGGACCCUGCUCGGGGACGUGUUCGUGAACGGCCGGGCGCUGCGCAGGGAGCAGUUCCAGGACUGCUUCUCCUACGUCCUGCAGAGCGACACUCUGCUGAGCAGCCUCACGGUCCGCGAGACGCUGUGCUACACGGCGCUGCUGGCCAUCCGCGGCGGCUCUCAGGGCUUCUUCCAGAAGAAGGUGGAGGCAGUCAUGGCAGAGCUGAGUCUGAGCCACGUGGCAGAUCGGCUGAUUGGCAACUACAACUUUGGGGGAAUUUCCCAUGGUGAGAGGCGCCGGGUCUCCAUCGCAGCCCAGCUCCUCCAGGAUCCCAAGGUCAUGCUUUUUGAUGAGCCAACCACAGGCCUGGACUGCGUGACUGCAAAUCAGAUCGUUGUCCUCAUAGCAGAGCUGGCUCGCAGGGGCCGCAUCGUGAUCCUUACCAUCCACCAGCCCCGCUCCGAGCUCUUCCAGCUCUUUGAUAAAAUUGCCAUUCUGAGCUGCGGAGAGCUGGUUUUCUGCGGGACACCGGUGGAGAUGCUUCAUUUCUUCAGUGGCUGCGGUUACCCUUGUCCCGAACAUUCAAACCCUUUUGAUUUUUAUGUGGACCUGACAUCAGUGGAUACCCAAAACAAAGAACGGGAAAUAGAAACCUACAAGAGAGUCCAGAUGAUUGAAUCUGCCUACAAAGAAUCAGCAAUGUAUCGUAAAACCUUGGAGGAUAUUGAAAGAACAAAACACCUGAAAACAUUACCAGUGAUUCCUUUCAAAACCAAAGAUUCUCCUGGAGCCCUUUCUAAACUGUGUGUUCUCUUGAGGAGAGUGACGAGAAACUUAAUGAGAAAUAAGCUGGCGGUGACUAUGCGUCUCACUCAGAAUCUGAUCGUGGGUUUGUUCAUCGUUUUCUUCCUUCUACGGGUCCAGAACGACGUGCUAAAGGGUGCCAUCCAGGACCGUGUGGGUCUCCUGUACCAGUUUGUGGGCGCCGUCCCGUACACGGGCAUGCUCAACGCUGUGAACUUGUUUCCUGUGUUGCGAGCCGUCAGCGAUCAGGAGAGCGAGGAUGGCCUGUACCAGAAGUGGCAGAUGCUGCUAGCCUACGUGCUGCAUGUGCUCCCCUUCAGUGUCAUUGCCACCAUGAUCUUCUGCAGCGUGUGCUACUGGACUCUGGCCUUAUACCCUGAGGCUGCAAGAUUUGGAUAUUUCUCUGCUGCUAUCUUGGCCCCCCACUUAAUUGGUGAAUUUCUAACUCUUGUGCUACUUGGUGUGGUCCAAAACCCAAAUGUGGUCAACAGCAUGGUGGCCCUGCUCUGCAUUGCUGGGGUGCUUGUGGGCUCUGGAUUCCUGAGAAACACAGAAGAAAUGCCCCUUCCUUUUAAAAUCUUCAGUUAUUUUACAUUCCAAAAAUAUUGCUGUGAGAUUCUUGUAGUCAAUGAGUUCUAUGGCCAGAAUUUCACUUGUGGCAACUCAAAUGGUUCUAUGUCAACUAAUCCAAUGUGUGCCUUCAUUCAAGGAAUUCAGUUCAUUGAGAGAACCUGCCCAGGUGCAACGUCCAGAUUCACAGCCAACUUUCUGAUUUUGUAUUCAUUUAUCCCAGUUCUUGUCAUCCUAGGAAUAAUUGUUUUUAAAAUCAGGGAUUAUCUCAUUAGCAGAUAG
Molecule: messenger RNA, 1959 nt
Organism: Lagenorhynchus albirostris (white-beaked dolphin)
Lineage: Eukaryota; Metazoa; Chordata; Mammalia; Artiodactyla; Delphinidae
Gene: ABCG5
Product: ATP binding cassette subfamily G member 5
Exons: 13
Coding region: 1-1959 (652 amino acids)
Biological process (GO): cholesterol homeostasis
Cellular component (GO): plasma membrane
Molecular function (GO): ATP binding; ABC-type transporter activity; ATP hydrolysis activity
Source: RefSeq, a predicted model, not a curated record